AUGCGGAUUGCCGUCCUGGCUCAAAGCUCGAGUAGGGCGCCUUUGUGCGCAGAGGACGGAGAGGAUCCCGUCUCCAGUGCGCGGCACUUGAUGAACCGCUACAAGGUGCUCAAGACGCUUGGAGACGGGACAUAUGGUUCAGUUCUGAAAGCCCAGAACAAGCAGACAAAUGAAUGGGUGGCAAUCAAGAAGAUGAAACAGAAGUACUAUAGCUGGGAUGAAUGCAUGAAGCUUCGUGAGAUCGCGUCAUUGCGGAAGCUUAUACAUCCCAACAUCGUGAAGCUCAAGGAGGUCAUCAGAGAAAACGAUGAGCUUCAUCUAGUGUUUGAGUUCAUGGAGGCCAAUUUGUACGAGUUCAUGAAAUCCAGAGUUCGUGCGAUUCCAGAGAGCAAGGUUCGAAAUAUCAUGUUUCAGACCAUGCAGGCCAUGAAUUAUGUGCAUAAACACGGCUACUUUCAUCGAGACAUGAAGCCAGAGAACCUGCUCGUUAGUGGGGAGACCGUCAAACUCGCUGACUUUGGCUUGGCGCGUGAAAUUAGAGCGCGCCCUCCCUUCACCGAGUAUGUUUCGACUCGGUGGUACCGAGCACCGGAGGUGCUGCUGCGUAGCUCCAUCUACAACUCCCCGUUAGACAUUUGGGCCUGUGGUGGCAUCAUGGCCGAGUUGUACACACUAAGGCCGCUAUUUCCGGGAGCAUCUGAGAGCGACCAGCUCUACAAGAUUUGCUCCGUGCUGGGAACACCCACAACAGUCAGCUGGCCAGAAGGCUUCAAACUGGCAGCCCAGCUGGGCUACCGAUUUCCACAGUUUGUGCCUACGAGACUGGAGACGCUCGUGCCACAGGCAAAUGCCGAUGGCAUCCAGUUGAUGCAGGCCAUGAUGCAGUGGGACCCCAACCGGCGGCACUCCGCCACAAAGAUCCUCCAUCAUCCAUUCUUCGAGGCGGAUGCCCUGAACGAAACUGCUCAGUUCGGCCUGCCUUCUGUUCCUGCUGGCCACGCAGAGGCGGCGGCGCCAGCGGCCCCGAGCGCAGGACCAGCGAAGAAGUCGGGCAUCCCGUCGCUGCCUGGUGGCAGCAGCAGCAUGAGUGGCACUCACAGCCUCGGACUUGGUGGCGAUGCCUUUUUCAACAGCAAAGGAAGCUGGAAGGAGGGGCACGGCAGUCAUCCGAACUCGGGCAGGAGGCCCUCGGGCUUCGGAAGCGGCAAAGAAAAUGCAGGUGGUUCUAAAGGCUUUAACCUACCGCCACUGGGAGCAUCAAUGGCACCCAUGGACGGCCGAAAGAGCUCCGGCACGGGCAAGAAGAGCCCUGGGGCACGCUACCUAAAGAUGGCGCGCUACCAACCAGGAAUGCCGCAGCAGAUGUCAUCCUUGCCGGCCGUGCGGCCGAGUAUGCCUCCGGGCGCCGGCAUGCCGGGCGUGGCUGGCGUUCCAAGCGCCGGCAAUGCGCGGCCGGAUGCCUUGCCGGAGGUUGGCGGAGGGGCCCCCCGACAAAGCUACUUCGGAGCCCAUGCCGCCAGAAUGCUGGGCUGA
Molecule: messenger RNA, 1533 nt
Organism: Symbiodinium sp. CCMP2456
Lineage: Eukaryota; Dinophyceae; Suessiales; Symbiodiniaceae
Source: the annotation of a GenBank genome assembly